AUGGCCAAAUGUAACGAUAUCCUACCUGACGCGGACGGAACAGAAACACCACUAUGGAAGGGGUUCACCUUUCACCACUUCGGUCUCUUCCUCGCCGCCAUAUUCGGACUGAUAUCGGUCAUCAUGUCGCUCUUCCUGAUUGCGCAACACGCGUUACACUACAUCAAGCCCAACGAACAGAAACACAUCAUCCGCAUCGUUUUUAUGAUUCCCGUCUACAGCGUCGUCAGUUUUCUCAGCUACCUCUAUUGGCGCCAGGCCGUUUACUUCGAAGUCAUCCGUGACUGCUACGAAGCGUUUGCCAUUUCCAGCUUUUUCGCGCUCAUGUGUAACUACGUCGCGAAUAAUUUACACGACCAGAAGGACUUCUUCCGAUCCAUCACGCCCAAGAACUGGUUUAUGCAAUUCUUCUAUCUGCAGAAAUGCACCGGAGGAGAAAAUAGAGGACCUUUGCGAAAACCCCGGAGUGGUCUGACCUGGUUUAAUAUCAUUUGGGUCGGAAUCUUCCAAUACUGCUUCAUUCGCGUAUUCUUCACCAUCGUGUCCGUCAUCACUGAAGCAUUGGACCUCUACUGCGAAUCUUCGCUGAGUCCCGAAUUCGCGCAUCUCUGGACGGUCGUGUUCGAAUGUUUAUCCGUCACGGUUGCCAUGACCAUGGUCGUGCAGUUCUACAUUCAGCUCAAGGAUGUUCUAGCCGAUCACAAACCAGGCUUGAAAGUCCUCAGCAUAAAGCUGGUGAUUUUUUUCUCGUUCUGGCAGAAUAUUGUUAUUUCCCUGCUAUCAUCGAAAAAAGGACCCCUACAUCCGAGCGACCGUCUAGCAUAUCCCGACAUCAAGGUCGGCAUACCUUCAGUUAUGCUCUGCAUUGAGAUGGCAGGCUUUUCCAUCAUGCAUCUUUUCGCGUAUUCUUGGAAGCCAUACAGUAUCAAGCAUUCUUAUCACGAUCAACCGAUGAGGCCGGGAAGUUCAUUAAGCAGAGACAAACCAAAAUAUCUCGGAGGACCGUUUGGAAUUUAUGCAAUCUUGGAUGCCUUCAAUCCAUGGGACAUCAUCAAAGCCAGCGCAAGAGGUUUCAGAUGGCUUUUCGUUGGCUACAGGCAUCGUCUAGAUGAUCCCAGUUAUCUACAACCCCGGAAAGAUUCCACCAAUACAGGCUACAGUGGAGCUCCUUCCCUUGCAGAACAUGGCGGCUCUGCAACCGAGCUCGGUUCACAUCAACCUCCCAGUGAUCUGAACCAUAAAGAAAAUAGACACACAUUCCAAAGAGAAGACGACAGAGCCGGAUUACUUCUCAACCCAGAUCAUCCAGGAGCCACGCGCUCUCACAGUCCCUACGAUCACGAAGGGUACUCUCACCACAGCCAUGAAGACGACUCGUAUCUCGGUGCAAGUCCGUACAGGAAUUCGAGUCGAGUAUCGCGCUCAGAAAUCGGCGUCGCCUUAACAGGAGAUAUGAAGCCGACACAUGAUGAUGAUGACGAAAUCGGCUAUCACCCCGGCAUGGGCCCACCACCCGGAUCCUCAAUAGCCGUCGGUCUACAAGGCAACGUACACCCAGCACAUAGACCUGGCGGAGCCGUCACACCGAAUCAGGGCGAGCGAUUUAAUUCCUCCUCGCCUUGGGCGGCGUCGUAUCCGAAUGAAUCAAGGCAUCCCGAUAGCUUAAAUCCGGGCCCGCCGCGACAGUUUUGA
Messenger RNA from Dissoconium aciculare CBS 342.82, 1692 nucleotides. RefSeq names its product DUF300-domain-containing protein. Gene Ontology annotation, molecular function: transporter activity. Bases 1 to 1692 code for a protein of 563 amino acids. The record is from RefSeq and is a predicted model, not a curated record. Gene Ontology annotation, biological process: transport. The transcript has 3 exons. Lineage: Eukaryota; Fungi; Ascomycota; Dothideomycetes; Mycosphaerellales; Dissoconiaceae.